Messenger RNA from Phytophthora sojae, 2223 nucleotides. RefSeq lists its product as hypothetical. The record is from RefSeq and is a predicted model, not a curated record. Lineage: Eukaryota; Oomycota; Peronosporomycetes; Peronosporales; Peronosporaceae. The transcript is spliced from 5 exons. The coding region runs from base 1 to 2223 and encodes 740 amino acids.
AUGGAGACCCUGGACACCUUGUUGAUGCAGCCGAUGGAGGCCAUCGCGGAGGCGGCGAGACGGAAGGACAUGCAGUGGCUAAACGAGCUGCUGAAGAGAUAUGGCUACACUCUUCACAGUGCUGCGAUCCUCGCAGCCGGAGAUGGCAACGCAGCGGCUGUGGAGAAUUUGUUGCCCUUGUGUUGCGACGUUGAGAGCGACGACGACGAUGGCGAGACAUUUGAGGUGCUGCAUGAGAUGGCUACAACUGCUGCCCGCCUUGGACACUCGGAGGUGUAUGGGUACUACGAGGAACCGGAGGAUAUUUCAAGUGAGGCGCUGUACCUUGCCAUUCAAGGUGGACACACUGCUAUAGUGAACUUCCUGUUGUAUGAGGCGUACAAAAUUUGGGACCUCAGGAAGGCACUGGAGCUAGCGAUCGAUACGGGGUUGCUCACUGCUGUAGCGCCAAUUAUCGAGACCUAUAUGAAGAACAACUCGGUGACCAUGGAGCGGAUGUUCGUUGAACUGGCAGAAAUGGGCUACAAACGGAGUGUGAGGUAUUUGUACAACCAAGGACACAACGAUCCCGAGAUGAUCGGCAAAGCCUUUGGCGCAGCCGUAGGAAAUGAUGAGAUUGGCGUACUCGAGCUCUUGUUGAAUACGGGGCGAGUAGCUUCGAGCGCGUUCGAUAAAGGAUUGGAGACAGCUGCGCACGAAGGAUCUACCCGAGUUGUGGUACUGCUCUACAGUAAAGAGCGCGCAGCAGCCGCGUCGGUCUGGCGUGCCUUUGAACGUGCUGGCUGCGUCGCUGUUUCCAUAUUCCUGUAUGAACACGAAAGCUUUCCAGCUGCGUCUGUCGUUGCUGCAUUUCACAAUGCAGCCCAAGAAGGAUGGCAUCACGAUUAUUACCACAUUCCAACUGAAUUGAUUGUCGAGAAAUUUGCCGGUGCCAAGUGGAGCUCGAGAGGUAUGGCAGCACUGUGUGGCGAGGAGCGUAUUCCCAAGGAGACGAUGAGUGAAAUAUUCGAGAAAGCCAUCAAGAAUGGACAUGCCGAGCAGGUGGAACAGUUGGCCAACAGGCUAGCAAGUGGGCUUCGAAGACCAAAGACCGAUAAAAUGCGCGUGGUGUUCGUGAUGGCGUGUUCGCCGUACACUCUUCUCUACGCCGACAUCGAGACGAAUUCAGUUGCAGAGGAUGUGAAGAUGAAGAUCCAAACAAGGUUGUCUCAGCUGCAGAAGGUAGCUCAAGCUCUUCCCCGCGAUGCAAGCGCACAUGUGGCUCUCAACGUCAUUGUCGCCCUGAAGAAAGGAGAUACGACUCGGAUCGAGAGCUUGCUGACGAAGGAAAUUGAUUCUGAGAAGACAUUCGAGGACCUCUUCCCCUUCGUUGGAUUUUCUGGCGACGCACUGCGCGUUAGCAUUGAGCGAGAUGCUGACAUGAGCAAACUGCGCAAUCUACUGCAACGUGAUGCCCGCGUGAAAGACCACAGCACCAUUAGGUUGGUGCUGGCAAAGCUGCGUGGUUCAUGGCUGAAAAUCAAAAGCGACGAUGCUAUUAUGCUGGAUCUAGGAGACGUGACGAAGGACAUGAUGGAGUUGAUACACUCGCAGGAACUCCACUUAGAAGAGCGUGUUGACCAGGUUUUCGGUCUGGAACCUCCCCGAGGCUGUACUCACGUGUUGGUUGUGGUACCACAUCUCCCUCUGCGCAAGGCUUUGCCUGGUGUGCUGUCUAAGUACCGUAUCCAACGGUACUGGAACGACUUCGGUUGUAUUCUGAGGACUUUAAGGCCUGCUAAGGGCAAACCCGUUGCGCUUAACUGGGUGAAAUGGCACGAUAUCAAGAGCAAGUACGAUCUCGACACCUACCACGAGACUUCUCGCCCAGUACGUGACGACUGCUUGGAGCAAGUGAAAGCAAAGUUGACCAAAUCUUUGGACUUACUGAAAGGAGCAGAAACGAACGAGGAGAUGUCGUGGGCCAUAUUUUCUCUCUUGCUGGCUAUUGUUUCGUCCGAGAAUUUGAGCGUGAAAAUAAGCGGCAACCGAUACAUUGAAAACCCAGACGGCAGAUUGAACGUUGGUGGCCAGCUCGACUUCGUCCUCAGCAGCGACUCACACGACGUUUGUCUGAUGCAAUCUCCCGCGGCAGUUCAACACGCACUUGCAGCUGACCCCACGUCCGAAGAAUUGUCAGAUUUGUUCCAGUACGAAGGGGAAUUGAAGACGGGAUUGGCGUAG